Molecule: messenger RNA, 8109 nt
Organism: Jaminaea rosea
Lineage: Eukaryota; Fungi; Basidiomycota; Exobasidiomycetes; Microstromatales
Exons: 4
Coding region: 1-8109 (2702 amino acids)
Cellular component (GO): fungal-type vacuole membrane
Source: RefSeq, a predicted model, not a curated record
AUGGCCGACGACGCCUCGUAUGGGUCCAGGACGGACCUGGUCCGAAGGCGGCGUGGCGGAGCAGGUAGUGAUGGUGGUUCAGUCAGAUCAGGAGCUGGCAUGUACCAGCCUGGUCGACCCAUGGGAUACCUUUACGCUCGCGGUACACCGUACGAGCACAAGUACCUGAGCAAGAAGCUUGGCUUCUGCUGUCUCUUCCUCGCCCCUCCGAUCAUCAUCAUCACCCUCGUGAUUACCUUGGUCCCUGUACUGUGGGCCAUCGGCAACCAUGCUCUCCACACAUCGCAGCUUCACGUCUACGCUGCCAAUCUCACCGACAUUGGCAACUCAUCCUUCCCCUUGUCGAUCGAGGGUCAGGUCAAGAAGACGGGUAUCUUCCCUGCUCACCUUUACUUCCGAGAGCCUGUCGAGGUGUACUGGAACACACCGCCACCAAAUAUGCGCGAGCUGCACUUGGGUUCCAUGACGCUCGACUACAUCGGUGUCGCGGCAGGUCACGGUCGCGUCAAGCAGGCCACGACGUUCCUGAUCCGCGAUGAGGAGGGAUUCGGCGAGUUUGCCAGGUUCCUCGUCUCUGAGCCCGAGUUCACUUGGCAAUUGCGCUGUGGCAACGUCCACGUCGAGGCCUUCAGCUUUUUGCCUACAUACAAGAACCUCGUCUUCACCAAGGACGUCGUCUUCCAGGGUAUCAACGGCUUCUCUGAUGUCAAGGUUCUCGACUUCCAGCUGCCCGGUGACGACCCGCGAGGGGGUAUCACGACGCAGGUACUCACGCAGCUGCGAAAUCCGUCACCGUUUGGUAUCCAGCUGGGCACGUUGAACCUCGGCCUGUACUACAGGGACAUGUUCCUCGGCGAAGUGCAGGCCAACAAUGUCAACAUCACGCAGGGACUGAACAGUAUCCUGAUCGCUGGCCAGCUCGUGCCCCACCAGGACAACUCGACGGAGCUUGACUUGCUUGGAGAGCUAUUCACGGGCUACAUCAACGGCGAGGCAGUCCCCGUCGAGGCGCGCGGUAUCUCGACGAGGCUGGCCAAUGGUCAGACGGUGGGAUGGCUCAGCACGGGUAUCCAGGCCCUUGUGGUCAACGUCCCGCUGCAGACGCCCAUCCCCAUCGACCCUAUCAAGGGCAUCACCAUCGACUACCUUUCGCUCAUCUACUCGGAGCAGAACCCGUACAACCCUACGACGUUCUCGCAGGCUUUGCGCGGAAGCAUUGGUCUGCCCUUUGGCUUCUCGCUUGACAUUGUCUCGCUGUCCAACUCGAUCAGCAUCAUCUACCAGGGCGCCCAUGUCGGUGACAUCAAUGCCGGCUACUCCAAUUCCACGACGCACCUCGACAUCAUCAGCGCUGGUGAGACGACGGGUGUCAUUGACAUCACGCUUCCCCCUUCGCUGCUUGUCCUGCCCAACAACACGCAGGCAGCGCGUCAGGAACUCAUUGCUUUCCAGAACGCCUUCACGUACAUGGAGGCCGCUGACUUCAGGCUGAUGGGCUCAGCCAAGGCGCUCACAGACACGCCGCUUGGUCGUGUGCUGCUCAACGGCAUCAAGUUCGGUGUAGGCUCUGGUCUGCGUGGUCUUGCUGGCCUGCGAAAGUACCCCACCGUCAUCAACUCGGUGGAUGUCGUGGGUGGUGCUCCCGACGCCAUCUCGCUCGUCGUUGGCACUACCGUUGUCAACCCGUCGAAUUUGAACUUGUCCGUCGGCGACUCCAUCUUCCAGCUGCAGAACGAGGUAGUGCUGGGCAAUGUCACGCUGCCCAACCUCAACCUCGCCAUUGGCCGAGUCGACGUAAACGCCACGUCCUUCUUCGACCCCAACCGUGCUCCUCAGGGUCUCGAGACGCUCAACCGCUUCAUCUCGGGUCAAGACACUCAGCUCAACAUCUCUGGCUUUGCUGAUUCAAGCGCCAUCGAGUCGCUGGCGGUCACGCUCAGUGGUAUUCGUCUCAACUCGACGUUGCCCGGUCUGUCGACGAAGCUCGUCAAUGCUGCCAAUCUCACCGUGCUGGACACGACGGGAAUUACCGACUCUGUCGCCAAUUCCGUCGUUGGUCUGGCAAACCCCUUCACGGCUGGCCUGACGAUCAACCGCAUCGUCGCCAAUGCCUCGUCCAAGGGCAUCUUCAUCGCCAACAUCGAUCACCGUCUCGAGUUCCUCGCAAACGGCAAGGCUUUGACCAACUCUCCUACGAUCCCGCUCAGCCUCAACCUGUACCCGCCUGACAUCUUUGGUCUUCUGCGUGGCCUGGUCGUGCAGUCGGGCCAAGACCCCAGGUACCUCGACGGCGUUGUCGCGUUGGGCGGCUACACGUACACGCCGACGACGGCUGCGAACGGCAACACGCCUUCGCGCCGAGGUCUGCCUGGUGGAUCGGACGAGGAGUCGUUUGUGCUGGAGGAGGACGACGAGUUGUCGCAGAUGCUCUUUGGCGUUGGCUCCAACCCUGGCGCCCUUGCUGAGGCACCGCACUCUCGCAGCGAUGGCAGCGAGGAGGACGAUGGCUUCGAGUUUGCCAAGCGCGCCGCGCCGUACGAGGACCACGAGCAACUGGCCAAGCGCAUCGAGCACAUGGAGCUGACGAAGCGUGACAACCUGUACACGGGCUUCAAUCUGCCGAGCUACGUCGAUCGGGCGUUCGGAGUGGCCACGCUCAACCUCGAAAUCGUCUCUGACGCCAGGAUUGGAGAGUACGACACGACGUUGACGUUCUCACAGACCGAGGUUCCCCUUGGCACGGACGAAUCGCUCAACAAGCUGCUACCCGUUUUGGCCUCGCCCAUCGUGCAGAAGAUUGUCGACAAUGCCGUCCUCAACAUCGAUCGCGUCACGAUUCUCAACCCGCAGCCAGAGAGCUUCCAGGUCGCGCUCCAGGGCACCAUUACCAACUCUGGUCCCUUUGACGCCACGAUCUCCUUCCCUCAGGGUCUGAGCAUCUUCUGGCAGGGCCAGCUCCUCGUCCAGACAUCCUUCCCGGACGUCCAGCUCAAGGGCGACACGGGUGCUUCUCUCAACGUCAUGGUCGAGGCUCGCGUGCCCAGUGUGCCCUACCUCACCGACUUCACCAAGUUCCUUCUCACGCAACCUUCCUUCGUAUGGUCGAUUCGCGGCGAGGGUCUGUCGGUGGCGGCGCUCGGCAUCACGGUGCCCAACAUCGCCAUCUCCAAGGACGUUCAGCUCACGGGUUUCAACGGCUUGCGAGGCAUGGUCAUCAUCAACUCGUUCGACCUGCCAUCAAACGACGAGGCCGGCGGUAUUCAUCUCACUGCUCAAUCGACGAUCAACAGCCCUGCCCAAGUCGGUGUUCAGCUCUCAACAUUCGGCACUUCGAUCACCCGCAACGACACUCAAAUUGGCCCUGCCGCGGCGCAGAAUGAGUUUACGCUGCAGGCCUUGGCUGUUACGCAGCUUCCUCUCGUCGGUCGCUUGAUUCCUCAGAACGACGAUACCGGCCUUGCCGUCCUCUCUGAGGUCUUUACGCGCUUUGUGCACAACACCCCUAGCAACAUUGUGGUGCAUGGUGAAAAUGCUGGCCCCUCGAAUGUCGCCUGGCUCAAUGACGGUAUCAAGGUCCUCGCCGUCGACGUCUCGCUGCCCGCGCAGGCAUUUGACGUCAUUCGAGUCGUCUCGAUCAACCAGCUGUCGCUCUUCUUCACGGUGCAGUCGUCUUGGGCACCUCCGACGUCGUCGCAGAACACGACGGCCAACUUCUACCUGCCCUUUGCUUUCCCCGUCGAUAUUCAGAACACGGGUGGCCCCUUCAUUGCCAACUACAAUGGACAGGAUGCCGCCGUACUCAACAUUCCGCUGGCUUCGCAAGCUACCACGAAUGUCGAGGCGCGCAUUUUGACCCUCGUCUUCAACGACGUGCCCUUCGAAGUCUACGACAACUCGCACCCGACGUUCUCGCAAUUCCUGGCUGACACGACGGCGAGGGACCAAGUCACUUUCAAUCUGCAUGGUGCGGCGACUGCCAAGGCCGGCACAGCUGCUGGUGUCGUCACCAUCUCAGACAUUCCAUUCAAUCUGCCGACGAACAUCUUGGGUCUGCAGAACCUCAAUGCUCGCCCCGCCGUCGUCUCGAACCUCGACGUCGUGCAUGGAUACCCGACGUACCUGCUGAUCACAGUCAACACUGCACUGUACAACCCGUCGGACAUUACCAUUGGUGCCGGCGACGUGCGCUUCGCCGUCUUGUUCCAGGACCGACCCAUCGGUAUGGCAUUGAUCAAGAACAUCGUCUUGGUACCUGGAACCAACAUUGUGCCCACGCAGAUCAACUACAGCCCUCAGGGUGCCGAGAACGUGCGCGCCGGUCAGACGCUGCUGGAGAACUACGUUCAGAACAUCACGUCGCCCACGAUUGUCGCUGGUACGCAGCAGACGACGCCCAUCGAGUCGCUCGUCCAAGCCCUGUCCGGCAUCAGGCUCACGGCCGAGAUCCCGCCCUUGAUGAAGCUCAUCGUCAUCGAGGCCCGUCUCGUUGUGCCCAAGGAUAUUGCGCAGACUGGCGUUGCUCAGGCCUCCGUCAUGAUCGCCAACCCCUUCACCGCUGGCAUCAACAUCUUGAGGCUGCACGCGCUCGCCAACUACUUUGGUCCCUCCGACUAUGGCUUGAUCACGCUGGGUACGAUCGAUCAAGACUUCACCAGCAACCCGCUGUCGAACCCUGGUCACCAGGUCACGACAUCGAGGCAGAUUCCCAUCAACCUCAACAUCGACCCGAAGAACUUGAUUCGCUUCAUCUUUACCGCAGCCAAGAACACGGGCACGAGCCUGGGCCCCUUCCCUCCGUUCCUUCAGAGGGUUCUCGACUUGCCCGACACGAGGACGACGAUCUCGCCGUACCCUUACGACACCCCGCCUCCGUGCAACUCUGGCAGGCAGUUCGACAUCUUGGGUGCCAUCUUGAACUUGCUCAAGGGACUGCAGACGUCGAUUCCCAUCGAGUCGACGCUAAAGCUUGACGAUUAUCAGACUGACCUCAACUUCAUUCAGCAGCCCGUCCCCACCGACACGGACAACACAGCGCUCUACCUUGUUGGUCCUGCUGCUGCCCCGCUCAUUCAGAUCAUCGUCAACGAGGCUACGCUCUUCUUCACUCAAGCCAAUGCGACCAACCUCGUCAACACGGGCUUCGACGUAUCGCUCAAGGGUUCGCUGCUCACCGAUGCGCCGGCUGAUGCGUACAUUGAGUUCCCUGACGGAAUCUUGGUCGACUGGAUGGGCUCGCAGAUCGCUAUGAUUGAGCUGCCGCCCAUCUGCUCGGCUGCUGGAUCAGGUACGCCUGACCUCAACACGCAGGGCCACCUAACGAUCACCAACCAGGACCGAUUCAUCGACUUUGCCGAGUACAUUCUCAAGAACCCCAGCUUCACGUGGGAUAUUCACAGCCCCUCCGUCAAGGUCAGCGCCGUCGGUAUCGCGUUUAGCAACACCAUCCUGCAAAAGUCGAUUUCUCUCGACGUCUUCAAUGGUCUGCCGGGCAUCGUCAUCACGUCGUUCGACAUCCCUGGUGAGACGUCCAACGCGCUCAUCAUCAAGGCCGACGCCAAUAUCCCUUCGCCCUCGGCAUUGGGAGUGCAGCUUGACACGGUCAACUUCGAGAUCUUCUUCAUGGGCGUAGACGUCGGGCCAAUUCAAGCGACGGGUCUCUUCCUCGCUCCCAAGCCUGCCAGCGGGCAACCUGGUGUUGCCAAUACGCUCGCUCACACGACUGGUCAGAUCCAGGACCAGACAGGCAACACGGCCAACCUCAACGUGCUCGGUAUCCUCUUCUCGCAAUUCUUGGCCGGCAACAACCAGACGCUACAGCUCCGCGGUGUCUCCGUCGUCACAGAAGCAAACGGCAACCAGCCCGUCUCAUGGCUCACCGCAGCGUUCAAGCGCUUCCAGACCAACGCCGUUCUCCCUGGCCAGAUCUAUCAGAUCAUCUUUGCCAUUACGCUGUCCGACUUGACGGCCAAGAUCUUUGGCCCGGACCCGUACGUCAUCAAGGGAUCGAACAACCAGACGGUUGCCAUCUUCGCCAACCCCUUCCGCUUCUCGCUCACGCCCAUCAGGGCUGGUCCCAUGAUCACGCUCACGUACCAAGGCGUCGACACGGCUCAGAUCAAUCUCCCCUCAGCUCCUGUCCAGGCAGGCACGUCGAGGGGACCAGACGACAGGGAGCAGCUCUUGCUCAACUUCAAGGACCAAGACGUCGCCGCCAUCGAUCGCCCUUCGUUCCAGGCCUUCUUUGCCAAGCUCACUGACACGGACCGAGCUGACUUCGGUCUCAAGGGUACAACGUCUGUCCUUGCUCGCACGGUCAUUGGAGAUAUUCCGCUGCAGAACCCUGGAAUUCCCUUCAACGUCACCACCUCGCUCGCUGGUAUCAAUUCGUUCAAUCACGUCUUCACGACUUCAGACCUCGUCGUACAAGGAGGCACGCCGCAGUACAUUCUCAUUCCGCUCAAGGCUACCCUGGAAAACCCGAGCCAGCUCACCGUCUUUACGGACCAGGUCAGUCUGCCCAUCGUCUACAGGAACGUCUACGUGGGUCGUGCCAUCAUUCCGCAGUUGGGCCUCAUUCCCGGGACCAAUGUUAUCACGACGAACUUCCAGUACAUGCCCGACAACCCUGGGAACGAAGUCGCGCAGAAUCUGCUCCGUUCGUACCUGCAGCCUGUCGAGCAGACCGAGUCGACGCCGCAGCUCAAGAUUCCCAUCGAGAUUCUGGGCACUGGUGGUGGCUCGCAGCCAUUGACGCCAUACGACUCGCUCGUUCCAGCACUCCGAGGCGUCCAGGCGGACGGCACCAUCGAUGGCAUUGGCUCUCGCGUUGUCACGAUGAUCGACGUCUUCCUCUCGCUGCCCACGCUGUUGGGAGCCCUCAACCUUGCGGCCAACCCCACCGUCAGCGCCAAGCUCUACACUCAGGACCAGCUGCCCGCUGCAAUCACCUUCAACACGCUCAAUUCGGUCAUUCGCAGCGCAGAUGAGCCCUUCAACUCGGACCCGUACGCCGUUCUCAACAAUACUUUCGACCCAGGCUUUACCACGCCCGGCGGUACGAUCAACAACCCGGGCACAGCCAUCAGUCCGACGAUCGAAAACAUUCGCCUCGUCAAGGGCAACGGUCUCGUCGGUCUUCUGGCUUCGGUACCUCUCAUUGGUCACAACCUGAACGUCUUCAAUCAGCUUUCGGUCAACAUCGGCUCGGAUGGCGGCGGGUACAACGCCCCCUCAUUCCUCUACGAUGAGAUCAAUGUGAAGACCCGCUAUUUCAUCUGUGCCGAUGAAGCGGCCACGGUCUGUGUACCCCUCGACAUCGGUGCACUUGGCAAGGGCCUGGGCGACCUGCUGGGUCUCAUCCAGGGUAUUCUCAAGCUUGGCGGCGACUUUGCUAGCGCGCUUCUCGGCGCUCUCGGCAACAUCCCCGUCUUGGGAGGGCUUUUGGGCGCAGCUGGCGAUCAACUUGGCGGCAUUCUCGGCCUGCUCAUGGGCGCCAACAACGGUGCAGCCGCUCCUGCCGUCGCACAGGCCCUCGCUGCCAAUGGCACUAAUCUUCUCACGCAGGGUCUCGGCGCCGCCGCAGCGAAUGGGGCCGGCACGCUCACCACGCUCGUGAAGGGCGCCAUCACGGCUGGAGAUGCGGGCGGCACGCUUCCCGCUUUCGCCAGGACCAUGAACUCCAACCAGCUUACGACGGUCCUCGAGCAGGGUCUCAACGAAGCUCAAACGUCGGCUUUGGCGAAUGCUCUCAAGGCUGUGGGCUCCGGUCUCGUAGGCCUCAUCGGCGGCCUGGUCAGCAAUCCUGUAGCAAAGGCACUCAUCUGUGACAUUGGCGAGCCACUCGGUCUCGGCCUGCUCGUCAGCGCAGGAUGCACCACAUCGGCGGCGCCCUCUACCACGGCCGCGACGUCAACUCCUGCUGCUCAGUCUCUCGCAGGAGAUGCGACGUCAGCUGCGGGUGGUGUGGCAACUACUGUGCAGAGCGCAGUGAACAGCGCUGCCGCACCAGUUUCCAGCGCUGCAGCGCCAGUGGCUUCGGCUGGCAGGUCAGCUGUGAGCAAUGUACUCGGCGGAGUGACAUCGGUUCUUCGCAGAGAACACGACCUUUAA